AUGGCUUUGGGCUUUCCGGUCUGCCGCGAGCUCCUGCUGCUCCUACCGCUCUGGUCGCUGCCACAGGUGGCGCUGGGCUUCACGGACGGCAGCUGCGACAAUUCGGAUCAGUGCCCGCCCCAGGCCCGCUGGAGCAGCCUGUGGCACGUGGGGCUCAUCCUGCUGGCAGUCCUCCUGCUGCUACUGUGCGCAGUCACAGCCAGCUGCGUCCGGUUCUGCUGCCUCAGGAAGCAGGCGCAAGCCCAGCCACACCUGCUGCCACCUCAGCAGCCCUGCGACCUAACGGUCAUCCCUGUAGACAGCGACAGCCCUGUGCACAGCACAGUGACCUCCUACAGCUCUGUGCAGUACCCACUGUCUAUGAGGCUGCCCUUGCCCUUUGGGGAGCUGGAUCUUGACACUGUGGCACCACCCGCCUACAGCCUGUAUGUCCUGGAGCUGCCACCGUCUUAUGAUGAGGCAAUCAAGACAGCCAAGCCUAGCUACCAAGAGCCAGCCCCAUCCCCAAGGCCCAGCCAGCAAGAGCCAUCCCCCUCCCUGAGGCCAAACCCCCUUCCUGAAGCCCCCUUCUUGAGGUCUAGCCCUCUCCCUAGGACCUUAGGCUUAGAGGCCACUCCAGGACCCCAGGACCCCCAGCUGUAG
This is a messenger RNA of Orycteropus afer afer, 642 nucleotides long. RefSeq names its product transmembrane protein 52 (gene TMEM52). The record is from RefSeq and is a predicted model, not a curated record. NCBI's taxonomy places the organism in Eukaryota, Metazoa, Chordata, Mammalia, Tubulidentata, Orycteropodidae. The transcript is spliced from 5 exons. Bases 1 to 642 code for a protein of 213 amino acids.